CUAUAUUGUCUAUAUGCAUCGGAUAGAGUACAUAUUGGCUUUAUCCCCAAUGCAGAUAAAUGAAUGUUUGCAUCUACGCCUGUUCGCGAUCUUUGUAUUUGUUUAUUUUUGCCAUGAAGUCGGCGGCUCUAGCGUAGCGGUGACUCACAGUCUUUCUAAACUGCGGUGGAAAUUGUCAUCUAUUGCGCAUCAGUUAAAGCACCAAGAAUGGCUCUAAAUGUCUAUGACCAUGAUGAAUACAGACCACCAGUGUGGAAAUCUUACCUGUAUCAGCUCCAGCAGGAGGCACCACAUCCACGGCGAUUGACCUGCACCUGUGAGGUGGAUAACCGGCCCAAGUACUAUGGGAGAGAGUACCAUGGGAUGGUCUCCAGAGAGGAGGCUGACCAGCUGCUGAGUGUGGCAGAGGGCAGUUACCUCAUCAGGGAGAGCCAGAGGCAGCCUGGGACCUACACACUGGCCCUACGCUUUGGAAAUCAAACCAAGAACUUCCGCCUCUACCAUGAUGGGAAACACUUUGUCGGGGAGAAGCGCUUUGAGUCCAUCCACGACCUUGUGACAGAUGGGCUGAUCACACUCUACAUCGAGACCAAGGCAGCAGAGUACAUCGCUAAGAUGACCAUUAACCCAAUCUAUGAGCACAUUGGCUACACAACACUCAACAAGGAGCCCACGCUGAAGAAACACUUGCCCGUGUGCAAGGAGGUUCCCGAUGGGCCUGCUCCACAGGGAGAGCGGGUUGACGAGGAGAAAGGGCUCACCUCGCUGGUACGUCGAGCCACCCUGAAGGACAAUGUCCACACGACCAAGUAUGAGAAAGUCCACAAUUUCAAGGUGCACACCUUCCGGGGACCCCACUGGUGUGAAUAUUGUGCCAACUUCAUGUGGGGCCUCAUCGCUCAGGGAGUGAAAUGUGCAGAUUGCGGUUUGAAUGUCCACAAGCAGUGUUCCAAAAUGGUGCCAAAUGACUGCAAGCCUGACCUCAAGCAUGUCAAAAAAGUAUACAGUUGUGACCUUACGACACUGGUAAAAGCCCACAAUUCCAAGCGACCCAUGGUGGUGGACAUGUGCAUACAAGAGAUUGAGUCUCGAGGUGUUCAGUCUGAGGGCCUGUACAGAAUCUCAGGCUUCAGUGAUCUGAUUGAAGAUGUGAAGCUGGCUUUCGACAGAGAUGGUGAAAAGGCGGACAUUUCUGUGAAUGUGUAUGAAGACAUCAACAUAAUCACUGGCGCACUGAAACUGUAUUUCAGGGAUUUACCCAUUCCUCUUAUCACGUACGAAGCCUACCCAAGGUUUAUGGAGGCAGCAAAGAUAACGGAUCCAGACAAGCGGUUGGAGGCCCAUCAUGAAGGUCUGAAGCUGCUGCCACCUGCACACUGUGAAACACUGUGUUAUCUCAUGGCCCACUUAAAGAGGGUAACCCAAAAUGAUAAAGACAACCUGAUGAAUGCAGAAAACCUUGGCAUUGUUUUUGGACCCACCCUCAUGCGUGCCCCAGACUUGGAUGCGAUGACGGCACUCAAUGACAUCCGCUACCAGAGACAGGUGGUGGAGACGCUCAUAAAGAACGAAGACAUUCUGUUCUGAAAGGGGAUGACAAACAAUGAAGGAAACUGAAAUCAUGAAUAAGGGAUUUACUCAUUUAGAAUGGAGGAAGUGACAAUUGUGUUUCGAAUAUUUUCCCUUUGUUAAACCAAGACUUUAAUAAUAAUGGAGUAUUUGAGCCAUUGUAUAUUCUCUCCCACUCCCAGAGAACCCUGUCUGAAGAGAUGUCUGUUGGGUUUGGAUCACGUACCUUAGACUUGUCUUUUGCAUGUUCACCCCCCCCCCCCCAUUUCUGUCGGGGGUAACUGAUGGAACACACAUUCCUUCUGGAUAGCUAGUAUGUGUUUUGUUUUCAGAUAUUGGGUCACACCAAAGAGAUAGAGGACUCAUCUUUAUCUCUGACAUUAUAGUGUCUGUGACAGCAUGGGCAGUGCCAUUGAAGCUACAAGCCAUAGGAAUCCCCACCCUGUUGGCUACUUUUACUACUUUAAAAUGGUGUAAGCCCUCAAUGCCCAUGUCUUGUACUGUAGAUGUGGCUCAUUGUUUCAUGAUGGGUUUAUUCUUCUUGUGAAUCACUAAUGUACCUGGGUAUAACAUCAGUUAAAAACCUUUUUUAUUUUGUUUGAUGUUCUUUGUAUGUUCUUUUACAUUCAAACACCUUUUUGAGGUGACUUAUUUUUUAAGAGAUGCAGUGGGAUAUUUAUAUAAUUUCAGCCAGUAGUCCUAGCACUCAAGCCAUAUGGGCGCCUUAAAUGUGCUAUGUCAUAUUAGCGGUACAUCUCCAUUGCAUUUACAUUAUAAUGACAUGCCACACAAUUGGCACUCACUGCCCCUACUGUCAAAGAGCAGCCAAUGUGCUCAAGCCUCCCACUUUUACCUUGCAGCAUCAUUGUAUGUGAUGGUGCCUUUCAACCUUCCUAUCAACAUUGUCUAUCUGUUUUGGUUGUUUUGAAGUUUAUUUAACUAGGCAAGACAGUUAAGAACAAACUCUUAUUUUCAAUGAAGGCCUAGGAACAGUGGGUUAACUGCCUUGUUCAGGGGCAGGAUGACAGAUUUUUAUCUUGUCAGACUUGAAACCUUUUGGUUACUAGUCCAAUGCUCUAACCACUAGGCUACCUGCCGCCUCAGUGUCUGUGUCCCUUUAUUCCCCGGUUCAGACUAUGGCAAAAUAACUUAAACUGUAUAUUUCCUGAAGAAAAUGUGUGCUUUCUUUAGCUGUCUAAAAGUAGUAGUAGCGCCCGUAGUAGUGGUAGUUUUGAUUGAUUGUAUUAAUAUCAAUAGCAUUAGUGACUGGUAAAAGUAGUGUUUUCAUUUUAACAUUCUGAAAGUUUCAACAGUGGGAAGUUUAUGUUGAGUUAAAUCUGCCUAUCAAAGUUUGGUCAUAUGCGCAUCCUUAUAAACAUAGGCGUUGGGCUAAUAAAGAAUACUAGUAUAGAACAAGAAGGCCUGCACACUGUCAAAGCUCCCAAUUCACCGCUUUAUUGACAACGUUUCGAUCUGAAACGGAUCUUCGUCAGGUCAAACAAACAGUGUUCACAUCCCAAAAUCUACAGUCGUGGCCAAAAGUUUUGAGAAUGAGACACAUUCAUUUCCACAAAGUUUGCUGCUUCAGUGUCUUUAGAUGUUUUUGUCAGAUGUUACUAUGGAAUACUGAAGUAUAAUUACAAGCAU
Messenger RNA from Oncorhynchus mykiss (rainbow trout), 3216 nucleotides. The record is from RefSeq and is a predicted model, not a curated record. Lineage: Eukaryota; Metazoa; Chordata; Actinopteri; Salmoniformes; Salmonidae.